UGAAGCGAAAUUCCAUCUACGUUGCUUUCCUGGUGCAUGUUAUUAAAUAGUGAAAGGACAGACGCUGGCCGUGAUGAAUUUAACAGUGAAACUCGGUUUCCUUUUAGUGUAUUGCAUUGAUAAACUCAUAUCUUCCCAUAACACUGAAGCAGACAGUGUACGAGAAGACCGGUUGGAAAAAUUAUAUGUGACGGAAUCAAAUGAUUUACAUACUUUGAUAUUAAAUACUUCGGCUCAGAAAUACCUAUCGUUACGUGCGAAGAAGAUUUUUGAUAGGUACAUGCCUUGGUUUUGCGUCCUAGACAUGCCUGAACGUCUUCCAGAACCAAUCUCUGAAUCCCGACACUCUCUAGUCAUCAUGAUCAGCUGUGAAGUUGAGGCGGAGAAUAUUUGGUCUUUCGAGUCAUUUCGUCUCAUGGUCAAUGAAAUGUCGGAGUUAACAAGGAUAAAUGCUGGACUUAGUUUGUCAUGCAGAAGAAACGGCACCGUCGCUUUGCCAUGGCCGAUGCGAGCUAUCAAUUUACAGUACCUUUCUGUUGAAGCGUGUUUCAUCAUAGAUCAUUAUAAGGAAGCAUAUGAAUAUAAAAUUGAUGAGAUGCCAGACACGAUUGAAUACUUUAAGAUGACAAGUUGUGUCAUUAUUAAUGAUAGAAAUUACUUUGAUUAUCUCUUAAAGUCCAACGCUUUCCUGUUGACACGAGCUGCGUUGUGUGGACCGGAAAAUGCCAAGGUGUACGCGUAUGUUAAUAUCUCCGAAACUUUCUACGGACCAAAGUCCUUAGCUAGAGAGGAAUUUCAUAAUUUAGCAAAGAUGUACACUAAAAAUCUUACAAUCAUGGCGGCCAACAGAAUCAGCUGUCAGUACAGGAACAUGGUCGUGUAUGACCGGAGUCUGACCAAUAACUUUGGACCUACAUUUUUUGAAAAUUUGAUCGGUAAUUCUUACCCAAAUUUAGAGGUCUUGAAUUUUUCUAACACCAAACUUCAUAACAUUCCUCCAUAUCUCAGACACUGGCGUUUGAAUUUUCCAAAAUUGGAAAUUCUAGAUUUGAGCUAUAAUAAUAUAAAUGAAUUAAGUACAUUCAUUGACCAUGACCCUGGGAGUUCCCACACAGGCAUCAUAAAUUUACAGCAUAAUAACUUUACCAGUUUAUCACAUCACCAGAUGAAAGAUUUUUUUCGAAAGCAUAAAUCAUUUUACAUUGAUCUGCAAAACAAUCCGUUUUCUUGUACAUGUGAAAUGCGUGCAGCGAAAGGUAUUCUUUUGAACAUUUCAAUUCCAUUGCUGCUAAACAACUCGGGUUCGGGUUAUUCUUACUUGAGAGAUUUGGUGUGUUCCGCCCCUGACACAGUAUCUGGACGUAAAUUGAUGACUUUGUCUGAUAUAGAAUUAGGAUGUGAAACUGAAAUAACGGUGUUCCAGAGCGGCCCCAUCGUCAUCCUCUGUGUCUUAGUCUUCGUCCUCAUUGUUUGCUUGGUUGUCAUAAUUAGAUACAGAGUGGAAAUCAAGAUUUUAGCAUUUACUAGAUUUAACAUUGUGUUUCCUUGUCAGCAGCAAGAUUACGCUGACAACAAGAAGUUUGACGCUUUUGUUGCCUACAGCCAGCAGGAUUCGGACUGGGUUCUGAAAAAUCUAGUUUGGCAACUAGAAACGAAACUUCAAACACAGCAGCAGAAAUUCCAACUGUGCAUCCACCAGAGGGACUUCACGGUAGGAGCGCCGAUAGCAGAAAAUAUCAUAGAUAAUAUCGAACGCAGUCGACAUACAAUUCUUGUUAUAUCCACCAACUUUGUAAGAAGUGAGUGGUGUUUGAUGGAGUUCAGAACAGCAUUUCAUCAAAGCCUGAUAGAAAAACGGCGACAUAUGAUAAUUAUUGUGAUGGGGGACUUACCCCACGGGGAACUGGACAUUGAUAUUAAACGGUGCCUGAAGACUCUGACGUACCUAGAGACACACGACCGACUGUUUUGGGACAAGCUUGUUUAUGCUUUGUCUGACAAACAAAGAGUGAAGCGCCGGAACCGUACUCCCAGUAACACGGCUUUGUCAUCUCAAUCAAACUUUAUAUGUUCUCCAAAGUACUGAACAAACUGACUGAUAAAGUUCAUAAUGCUUAUUAAAAUAUUUUAUUUAUACAUGCUAUUUAUAUUUAUAUGUUAUAUUUUAGAAGUUUUGUUAAUAUGUAGACAUAUGCAGACUUCAUACUAAUCUGCUAAGAAAAUGUUCAAUAUAUUUUGUGAUCAUGUUUAUAAUAUAUUCAUAUGACAUCUGACUGAAGAAAACAGUUCUGAUUUAUCCCUUUAAUUAAAAAAGAUAGCCUAAGGUAUCCUCAUUUCAAUCAUAAACUUACCUUAAAAGAAUUAUUUAAUCGGUGCACAAAAAGGAUGACUGCUUGAUAGUAUCUGACUAUGCUCAUGAAAUUUUAAUUUUACCCAGAAUCACGUGGUAAGAUUCCUCUAACGCUUUAACCUUGGGGAGUACGUUGAUGUAAAUAUCGCAAUUUUCGUAGAUGGCAUACUUUUUUUUACAUUCUUAUAAAUAGUAAGCUCUUGGUAUGAAUAAUACAUGUUUGUAUUAUUAUUACAGACUACAUCUUAUCAAACAAUGUACUAUCUAAGGUAGUUUUUUAGAGGACUGGCAUGUAGUUUGACUAAUUAUGAUAGUACUGAGAUACUUUAGUGCAAAGUGUGUUACAAGACUAGAAAAUGCUUGCCAAAAAAAUAUAAACAAUGUUGACAAGAACUGAAAAGUCUUAUUCUUAACUUGUUUCCCGAUGCUAUGAAGAUAAGGAACCAAGGUUUUUCUUUUCACGUCACACAGAAAAUCCGUGAGCAUUU
Molecule: messenger RNA, 2838 nt
Organism: Ostrea edulis (European flat oyster)
Lineage: Eukaryota; Metazoa; Mollusca; Bivalvia; Ostreida; Ostreidae
Product: protein toll-like
Exons: 1
Coding region: 74-2086 (670 amino acids)
Biological process (GO): toll-like receptor signaling pathway; immune response
Cellular component (GO): membrane
Molecular function (GO): protein binding; transmembrane signaling receptor activity
Source: RefSeq, a predicted model, not a curated record